GUUCCACCAUGCGGUGUCCAUCACCAAACAAAAGGUUGUGGGAUAGCUUGCCUAGCGAAAUUCGCCUUCUCGUCCUCCAAAGUUUGACGCAGGAUGGCUCCUCGCUAGCUUGCCUGGCCGCCGUAUCCCGAGCGUGGCAGACUGACGUUGAGCGAUACAAUUUUUCUCGCAUCAGAUUAACCCCCUCGCGCCUCAUGGACUUUCGCUCCAUGAUCCUUCACAAUCAGGGCCUCGUGCGCUACAUCUGGUUCUUCUUAGAACUAGAUGAAUAUGAUUGUACGCAGUGUGCGCCUAGAGGCGGUAUGGUCACAACCGAAGAGAUGACAGCGGCAUUGACUGUUAGCGACACAGAACACCGUUCUAUUACCACAGCCUUCCAGGGUUUAUUCUCGGUUCUCAGUGAAUGGGAUCAAGACAGCACCUUAAUGCUUGACAUUAGCAUUUACUCGCCCAGUGACGCUCAACAUUGGUUUCCCUACCUAACCCUUAUGCCUCAUAGCCCUUCCAAUAGGCUAGAGGGCAGUGGCCUAGAGCUGACCACAAUAACCCAAAGCUAUCAUGACCCUCCUCACGGUUGGGUUGCUGGUUUCAGACAGUCAGCUCCUCAUCCGGCAGCGGUCCGUAAAGCUUUCCAUUUUAUUACCGAAGAGGAAGCGCCUGAUGAUGACGACGAGUCAGAGUUCCAAUGGUGGGAUCAGCUCCCUUCAGUCUCCUCCGUUACUAGUAUACUUCUCCGGCAACAAAGCCGCCGUAGAUGGGAGCCAGGAGCGCUGACCCAUAUGCUGGCCCGUUUCCCCCGAUUCCAGGAAAUCCAUUAUGAGCCCUGGAGAGAAUGGGAUGACUUUUCCCAGCGCAUUACAGAUAAGGAAUAUGUAUCUCAUUUUGAGUCGAUCCACUAUGGCCACCAUCUUCUUAAAAGGUUGGUAGUCUUUGAGAACUUUAACCAACAGUAUCCAGUAUUUAUGCAACGAUUUCUCGACGGGGAGGAUUUGUAUGGCUGCGACAGUUUUCGUAUACCAUCCCCAGCUGUUGGCCGAAUGAUUGCACUCGCCAGCCUCCCGCUAGAGCAUCUCGCCGCCUCCUUUAUUAUAGAUGCUAGUCAUUUCUUCGCUAUCGACUCCUCUUGGGAAUGGCCCAACCUAACCUCGCUGGUAUUGACUGCCCAACUCCUUAAGCCGGAAGAGGAUUCCACCAAGAUAGACGCUCUACUAGAGGCAGCGGCGGUGGCGGCCCUCAGGAUGCCACGGCUAGAAACCCUGGAGAUUUGGAACGGACGAAAAGGGUUGGCAGCGCUCUUUCAGUAUCGCAGGAUCCGUUGUGCACGGCAAGGCAGGAUUCUUUGGAGGGGCACAUGGAAAUAUCACAUAACACCCUCUGUACUGCACGCUUGGGAAGCCGUCGGACAUCUCCAUACCAGUUGAAGACUCGAUGUGGUCCAGGAACAGGUGGAUGAAGCAUCCAUACAGUCACAUGGCGAUGCCUUGCACCACCUAAUUCUCUC
Fusarium verticillioides 7600 is the source of this 1501-nucleotide messenger RNA. RefSeq lists its product as hypothetical. The transcript is spliced from 2 exons. The record is from RefSeq and is a predicted model, not a curated record. Lineage: Eukaryota; Fungi; Ascomycota; Sordariomycetes; Hypocreales; Nectriaceae. Gene Ontology annotation, molecular function: protein binding. Bases 9 to 1421 code for a protein of 470 amino acids.